Messenger RNA from Cinara cedri, 10300 nucleotides. Lineage: Eukaryota; Metazoa; Arthropoda; Insecta; Hemiptera; Aphididae. The record is from the annotation of a GenBank genome assembly.
ACACAAGCGCCCCCGACGACCGUCCCGAGCGAUUACUCGGCAACCAUAUCGAACCGUCUGCUGAUAAGGAAUUUAUCUAAUUGCAAUAUUUUACGUUGGUGGCUAGUCCGCUAGUCGCUACUAGUCUACUCUCCCGUCGGUAGUUACUCGUUUGCGUUCGAAGCACAAUAUCUGUCGGUACGUAACUGUGAUCAAGAUACCUACGCGCUUUUAUUUAUACUUGUUCGGGUCCAUGCAUAAUAAUGUAGCGGUGAGUUGGUACAGUUGUAAUCGUUUUAAAACCAUAUUGUUCUGAGACGUCAAAUGAACAACUCGCGGAGUGUGAAGUAAAGGAUUUUGGGUCAAUUCAUUUCCAUUAGUCUGCGUGCGUUAUUGUUUAACCGGUAGGUCAGAUACUGGUUUCUGAAUGUGUUCAUAAACGCUACACUGAAGGUCUCUGAUAUAGACGUUGUGGAUGAAAAAAAAAACAAAACCAAGUAUGUAUGUGGUUUAAUUAGUAAUAAAACAUACUGUGUACACCGCUUUGUUUACUUUGCAAACUUAUUGUUCAACCGACGACGACUGAAUGACACUGUGACGUACCUAGCUGUAUAGUGCACAUAAUAUAUUAUAUGUAUUUUUUUUAAUUACAGUUCACCAAUAGAGUUUAAAAUAAUAUUUGUGAGUGUUCCAAAGGAAACCCAACGAUUUCUCGACAAAGACUGGUAGACCGAUUGAAUAGGAAGAAAUUAUCCAUUGCUGUACAUCACCCGCAAUACAAUGCGAUCGAUUGUACCGUUGGCCAUUUUACUCUCUUCGAUUGAGAUUAAUUUCUGUUUGGCUACUGACCCUCUGGCUAAAGAUUAUGGUGAUCUUGUUUUUACGACUCUGGUAAGUAUUUAAAAAUAUAAAAGACCAACUAUCAACUGUUAAAAUCACCCAAAUAAUUUGUACUUAUUUAGUAAAUUUUUAUUCAAGUCAGUGGUGUAAGCAAUCACCAACAAUUAUAUACCUACCUAUACCUCCAUCUGUUUUUACUACUUCUAGAGAUCCGCUUUCAAUUUAUUUAGUACAAAUAUUACCAAAAAUGAUAUAAAUAAAUAAUUAACCGUAGGUAAAUCUUGAAUAAACACUAUCGAGUAAUAAUAAUAAUUUAAACUGUUUGAAGUCAAUGAAUGAAGAUGACAGUUUUAAUAUGACAGUGUCGUACCAACGCUGAUAGUAUAGUAAAUUAAUAUCAUGAUUGGUCGUGUAACAUAUUUUAAAUUUGCCUAUAUGCCAUUCCCUUAUAUUAUUCUAAAAUUUAAAAAUGUAAUGUAUAAUUUUACAUUAUUAGAAUUUGAUUUUGGCUUAAACUGUUCAUUUAAAAAUACAUCUAGAAUAAUUUAUAACUGAAAGUAUAAGCAACAUUGCAUUGCUUAUAUACACACAUUGGUUCAAGUUUAUACCUACCUACUAAUUUAAAUUUAAGUCUUCUUUUGGCAAAAUGACAUUCUAUGAGUUUUGGCCGCGACCACAAUAUCAUAUCACUUGUCUUUGUCUUGCACUAUAUCUUUACAGUCCUCAAUAUCCAGCCUCCCUAACUCUUCCAAUACUCCAUCCAGCCAUAUUUUAUUGAGUCUGUCUAGUAGCCUUUUCCCUUGAGGUACCUAUAUUUAAAGGCUGCUCUUAUUGGUUCGUUUUCUUUCUGAUGCAUGAUAUUUCCAAGCCAUUGUAUUGACCUUUGACCUUUGAUGAAGUUAGUUAUCGUUCCCGUUUCCAACAUAUUCUGUAGUUCUCUGUUAUAUCUUCUACGCCAUUUACCCGUGUAGACAUCUAAUAUAUCUAAUACAGGUCCACAGAUUUUUCUCCAGGUUUUAUUUUCAAAAAUUCUCAGUUUCCUUUCCGCCGUACAAGUCACAAUCCAGGCCUCACAUCUGUAUGUUAAAGUUUACCUUGUUAUGACUACAUAUAUUCUGAAUUUUGUUCCUCUUGACAAUAUCUUAAAGUUGGAGAAUUUCACUAGAGCUUAAAAUGUUUUUUCAGCUGGGUUCAGCUGAAUAUUUAAAUUUACUUAAUUUACUUAAAUAGUUAAAAUUAUUCAAUACCUAAUAUCCAAUUUAAUUCAAACACUAAUAAUAACAAUAAGCAUUUCUAUUAAAAACGAUUCUUGAGAAUAGCAACAUUAGUGGUAGUUGUGGGAUUAAGCCAAGAUAACAAAAAAAUAAAACCGAUAAAUCAACAUUUGUUGACAGUUUUUUAAAUUGUAUAGAAAAACUUUUGGGAACCUAGAUAUUUGAUAGAUGUUUUAAAUAAAGUACUAUCUCAAAAAAAUGUUUAUCUUUUGAGGUAGGGCAUAAAAUAUCUUAGUAUGUUUACUAAGCUAAAAAGUAUUUUCUUAACUGGUCAUUACUCGCAUGUGAGAAUAUCCUUCACAUAGUUUUUAAGAUGAGAACCACUGGCUUACUUGUAGUUGUAUUUUAUCGAAUUCAUAAGAACUAUUUAAAAAUAUAUUUAUCGAUAAACAGCAACUUCAUUAUUUUGAUAAGGAAAAAUAAUUAUUCGUGAUUAUAUAGUCACAAUGGGUUAAGAGAAAAACCUGCAUUUAUACUUCGCUAUACCCAGAAUUUAAAAUGUAUACAAAUUAUUUUAUAACAAAUAAUUUUUACAUUAAUAUUUAAAGAUAGGUAUAUAUGGUUUAGAAUUAUUAGGUGCCAACUAAGUUAAAUGGUUUAUGGUAAUGAAGUACCUAUCCACUUAGCCAUCAUUGUAUAAUCAUUUAUGUGUUUUAUAUUUUUUCAUAUUUUAAUAAUUAAUAAUUUUUUUAAUUUCAGCUCUUUAGGCAUGGAGACCGAGCAAUUACUGGACAGUCUUAUCCUAAAGAUCCAUAUAAAAAUGAAUCUUACUGGCCUAUGGGAUAUGGACAACUGACAAAUGUAAGUGCUUUGUCUUUUUAAUUAUAAAUUAUUCACUUCAUACUAGCAUAGUUCUGGAGAUUAAAAUUAGAUAAAGUAAAUAAAUAUAAAAAUAAGAAAUGUAAAUAUAUUCAUUUUAUAUUUACUAUAUUGUUUUACUUUAUUUAUUUAAAUAUUUGAACAAUUUUGUUUUUGUUUUAUUAUUUUAUUAUUAAAAUUGAGUAAUAAAUUUACCUAAUAUUUCUUUGUUCAUAGAUAUUUGACCUUGUAUAAUAUGUAUAGGUACAUUUAAUAGUGUAUUUUCUAUUUAGCAAGGAAAAGAGAGACAUUAUGAAUUUGGACAGUGGAUAAGAAAUAGAUAUACAAAUUUUUUGCCAGAAAAUUAUUCAUCCAAAGAUAUAUACAUACGUAGUACUAGUGUUGAUCGUGCCAUAAUGAGUGCUGCUGUAAAUUUAGCUGGUAUGUAUCAACCAUACAAAGAUCAACAAUGGAAUGAUAAUUUAGGAAAAUUAUGGCAACCAAUUCCAAUACAUUCAAUUCCACGUAAUGUAGAUACGGUAAAUUUUGAUGUAUUCUUAUUAAUAUGGAACUAUUUUUAUUUUGCUUUUAUUUAAAUUCUCUUUUAUAAAAAUAUUUAAAUAAAAUAGGUUAUUGAUUAAAAUAAUAAUACACAUUUUUAGGCAUUGUCUUUUGGAGAUAACUGUCCCAGGUUCAAAAAAGAAUUUAAUAAUCUUCAAAAUAAUCCAGACAUUCAACAGUUUAAUAAUAAUCAUAAAGAUGUCUACAAUUAUAUUAAAGAGAACAGUGGCAUGAAUCUUACUGAUUUAAUUUAUGAUUCUAUGAAUCUAUAUGACACAUUGUUAGUAGAAGUAAGUAUUUAAAAAAAUAAUUUUAAUUAACAUAUGUUUCUCUAGAAUUUUACUUGUUUUAAUAAUAGGUAUAAUCAGGGUUCAGGACUUAUAGUAUUUGUUAAAUUGUUUGCCUUGAUAUUAAAUAUAGUAAAUUGUUAUCAUGUUAAUCUAGUUCUAAUAUGAAAUUAAAGUGUUAUUUUUAUUUUUUUUAUUUAAAUAGUUCUAAUUAGUUUUAUUUAAAUAAAUACUUCUAAUUAGUUGUUUUUAUUUCAGAACUAUAAUGAAAUUUUUAAACAAUUUUUUGUUGAUUUAAGUGAACCCUGGUUAUAAUUUAGAAUCUUUUGAGUUCUCGAAUAAUUUUCUUUAAAAACAACUUAUUUUAAUUAUUAAUUAAUUAUUUAUAUGUUCAUGUUUAUAGUCGCAAUUCAAUUACACAUUACCCAAUUGGACACAUGCAGUCUUCCCAGGCAAAUUAGAAGAGAUAGCUGAAAUGUCAUUUAAAUUGCCUACAUAUACUCCAAUACUGAAAAAACUUAGUAGUGGUUUGUGAUAAUAUAAUGAAAAAUUAAUAAUUGAUAUUAAUAUAUAACCAUAUAGCCUUUAGGUUUUAAUAGUUUUUAUGUUAUAUUCUGUAAAAUGACAAUUUUCAAUUUUUUUUUUAAAUUAUUGUAAAGUUUUACAUUUUUAUUUUAAGUUCCCACGCUUAAAAAAAAUAUUUAUAUUUACUUAUUAUUAAUUGUAGCGCAGAGAGAGGCAUUCUAAUCAUUUAAAAAAAUAUAUGUAUAAGUAUAAAAAAUUUCAAAAUAUCGAAUAGAAUGAAAGUUUUUUUAAGUGUCUGAUCACACUAGGGUGCCACUUAAAUUUUUUUUUUUUAAAUUUCUUACCUUACUUUAAGAUUUUAUUCACCAUAAAAACUAUUUUGACGAAGUUUUAGAAUUUCGAGUUAAGUUUUUCUGACCGCUCAAUGCAUCUUAAAAUAUAUAAAUAGUAAUAAAUACAUAAAUAUUGAAAAUUAAUAAUUUAUUAUUUUCCGUCAACUUUUUGCAUAAAUGUGAACAUUUUUAAUAAAUUUGCAUUAUGUAAAAUGUUAUAUAGUUAUAUAAUUAAUAAUAUAAACAAAAAAAUAUUAGGUAUUCAGAGAUUUUGAAGUGUUUAUUUGCUUGGAUCAGGAUACUGUUGACGAUGUUUUUCAACGACUUGCAGUAAAAACUGUUUUUGCUUCUCUUGAUUGGUCAAAACUGAAUUAAAAAAUGAAAUUAAAGACACUCUUCGCUCUGUUAUGUCAUUCACAACUUUUAAAGAUUCCACUGUUUUCUUUCCACUUAGAUAUUCUUUAUUAGUUUCCCAUGUGCUUGGAUCAGUCCGUAAAAAGUUUGUUUCAAUAUUCAAUGCUUCAAAUAANUUGAUAAAGCUGAUAUCAUGCUCAAUUUAUUUGCAUAUGAAACAUUGUUAUCAAAGAAUGAUAGACCUACUAAUGUGGAGCUCAAGUACCAUAAAUGACGAGAAAAACAUUCUAAAAAUUGCCUACAUAUACUCCAAUACUGAAAAAACUUAGUAGUGGUUUGUGAUAAUAUAAUGAAAAAUUAAUAAUCGAUAUUAAUAUAUAACCAUAUAGCCUUUAGGUUUUAAUAGUUUUUAUGUUAUGGGUAUCACAAGUAAAUUUUAGUCCUUUCUCAUUAAUUAUCUUGUAACUUAUUACUUAAUAAGUGUAAAAUGUAUGUAUAUACUAAAUAUAUUCAUUCAAUUAAGUUUUUCAAUCACAUUUUUCUGUCAAAUAAAAUUAAUUAUUUAAUUUAAUUAAUAAGAAGAAAUAAAUAGGUUGUUCAUUGUCUGAAUAAGCUUAUUUUUCAAAUAUAGUUACAAUAAGGUUAUCUGUUACUUUUUAUAUCAAACAACUUAUUCAACAGAUGUCACAGUUGAUGAUGUAAAUAUUGAUUAUUUCUCCUGAUAAUCAUGUAUCAUUUUUAUUACAAAAAUAUUGUGUUGUGUCACUGUGUUGAUAAUUUUGGAUUACUGUUCAUUUGAAGACAAUGAUGACUAUAAUAUAAUUCAGUUGUGCAUUCAGUAAUGUGUUUAUUCUCCUUACACAAAUCUCAAUCAUAUAGACUAGGUAACCUGUCAAUUAAUAUUUGCAAAAUUUGAUAUACAGUUUUUUCUGAGUCACUUGAAACCAAAAACUGUACAUGGAUCUUUAAAGGGACCACCUGUUUUAAAUAUAUCACUUUUAUCUUUAGUUUAUAACAUAUUUAUAUUUUGAACACAUAUUUUAAAUUAUAUUUAUAUUGUUAUAUUUAUUUGCACAAACCUUAGUGUGUAGUAGCAUGUAGUACAGAAUAUUGUAAAAUGUAAACAAAAAGGUAUAGAAUAGGUAUCACAAUGACACAACACAAAUCACAAUUCACAAUAAUCAUCAGGCGGUUCCUUAUACAUUUUAUAAUAGAUCAGUGUAAAUUGUACCAUAAUGUAAAAUUACUAUCAAUUAAAUAUUAGUAUACAUUUUCUCCAUAGCAUUUUAUUUUGAAUUAUAUUCGCCAAAUAAGUUUUACUUAUCUGGCUAUCGUAUAUGUGACAAUCAACUGCAAUAUUAAAAACCAAUCAAGCUUAAAUAAAAUUAAUACUAUUUUUAUUUUUAAGGUGUCUUACUUAAUGAAAUUGUUGAACAUAUGAAACUCAAACGAACUGGUAAACUAAACCCUGAUAUUAAAUUAUGGAUAUAUUCUGCACAUGAUACAAAUGUAGCAAGUUUAUUAAAUUCCUUAAAUAUCUAUAAUAACAAAUUACCACCUUAUGCAGCUGCAGUGUUUUUAGAACUAAGGAAAAAUAAAAAUGUCAAUAACUCUUUUGUUAUUACUGUAUGUUUAUUUUUUAAUUUUUUAAUGGAAGUUAUUGGAAAAUUGACUAACUAUUAAAUUUGUACAGGUGUCUUACAGAAAUACUAGCACUCAUGAACCUUUUUUACUUCAAAUUCCUGGAUGUAAUUCUGUAGCAUGUGAUUUGGAUCAAUUUAUUGAAGUUGUAAAACCACUCAUUGUCACAAAUUGGUACAAAGAAUGCCAUACUAUGGAAGAAAAUAAUUAUAUGACAUAUUUUGGUAAACUAGUGUAUAUGAAUUAUUAUUUUAUGAUUUUAAAUCGUAAUUUAAUUUUUAAAGUAGCUAAAAUUAUUAUAUAUUUUUAAUUUUAGUGUUUUUGUUUUAGGAAUUUUAGCCAUAUUAUUGGUCGCUGUUUCUAUAUUAUUUUUCAUAUUCAAUAAAAAAUUAUUCCUUUGUUACUGUGGUAGAAAUUAUGAAAAAUGUAUGUAUAAAAUUAUCAUAGAUGACAUUUAUUAAUUAAGUGUAUAUUUAAAAAUGCUUUACUUCAUUUUUUUUUUUUUUUUUUUUUUUUUUUUUUUGUUUGUUUGAAGUAUUUAGUAUUAUUAUUAUUAGUAUAUCAGUAUUAUUUUAUUUUAUAUUUUUUUAUUUUUAUAACUAUUUAUUCUUUGCACCUAAAAUAAUUGAGACAUAUUUAUACUAUUGAAUUUAAAUAGUUAAUGAGAAUUCAAGGAAAUGUGUUUCAAGAAUUCUUAGUGUGUUGUAACUUAAUUUUAUAAAAACUAAUAAUUAUUCCAAUGUAUGAAAUUUUAAUGCUAUAACUGUCCUCUAAGGAAUAAAAUAAAAAUAAAAUCUUAUAAUUUUUUCUUAUCUUUUUUUGACUGUUUACAAUUUUAGAAAAUUUGGAAAGUACCUCCUCUUAGUAUAUAGCUAUAAAAUACCUGUUGACUAGGAAAUUAUUUCCAUUAUAACCAUUCUAUGAUUUGAGUAUUAUUAUAAAUACAAAUCAAUUAAUGAAUAGGAAUUAAAUUUAACUCUCUAAACAAAAAAUGUAAGUAUGCUAUAAAACUGUUUAAAUUUUGAGAAAUAUAAUUCUCAUGUCAGUCAACUUGUUAGGCAUGUUUAUAAAAUGUAAAGAACAGAAUUGCAUAAUGAAUUAUUAUUUGCAUACACUUAUUCUAUACUUAUUGAUGGUCUAUAUUUUUAUUAUUGAAUUAACAGAAAUUUUAAAUUCUUAAUUAUACAUAAUUCAUUACUUAGGGGUCAUUAAUUGAAUUACUAAACCAAGCUGUUUGUUCGAAACUUAAAUAUACAACUCAUUAACCAAAAAAAAAAUUACUUGAGUUUAGGUUACAUAUUGAAAUUUAUGAUUGAUAUAUUUUACACUAUACCUUGUUUAAAAAAAAAAAAAAAAAAAUUAUUAAUUAUUUUUAUGAAUAAAUAGUUGUUAAUUAUAAACUUUAUUGUUUAUAACCUUUUUAUUUUUUUAUUUCAGUUUAAUUGGCCUGGCAUGACAAUUAUUUAUGUAUUUAAUGUUUAUUGAAGAAAAUAUGUGUGGUUUUAAUAUUUUAGUAUAUUCAGCAUGCAAAAUAAAUAUAUUUUUAUGUUAGGAUAAUUAUGUUAGUUUAGUUCUUGUGUUAUACCAAAAAAGUUUAUUAGAAUUAUUUAUUUUAGUUAUUAUUAUUAUUGUGUUACCAAUUAUUAGAAUGUGAUAUUAGUUAUUUUAUUCAAAUUUAAAUUUAUAUAUAUAUAUAAUUAUGUACUCUAUGCAAGACUAUGAUUUACUAGUUGAGAUGAAAAAUAGUGAAAAUUGAUAAAAAUUUAAAUAUACCUACUUACAAAUAUUUUAAUAUCAUACAUAUUUCUAUAAUAUAUAUGCAAUUUAUAGUUUGUUAUUAUUGGCAAAGUCAUCUAAUUAUUUUUGUAAUAAUCAAACAAAUAAUUAUAAUUUUUUUUUAUAUUUCAAUGGAUUAAUGUAUAGGUGCCAAUUAUUUUUAUAAUUAACUGAUAAUUUUUGUAUUCUACAUUUUUAUAAUUUUUAAGAAAAUGUGAAAUUUGAAUAAAAAUGCGAUUCAAAGUAAAGAGCAUAUUACAAUCUGAAUUUUAUAAUACUGAAAAAGAAUUGCCUAUUUUUUUACUAUUAUUCAAUAUUUUGAAAAUCAUAGACUUGAAAACUAAUACAUUUUUUUUGUUUUGAAAAUAUUACUUGAUGUAGCCUAGAAUACCAAACUUAUAAUAUUUAUAAAGUAGACAUUUAAAAAAAAAAAAAUGCCCAACGUCUUUAACCUACACAUUUACUUUUAUUGCAUUGUAUUGUUUAUUACUAGGGCUGACAAUUAUAUGCCCUAAAAAUUAUCAAAAUAUGCUCUUAAAAUGAUUACUUAUAAUAUAUUAUACUGCAAAUGAUUUAUAAAAGAAUGGUACAAUUGAAAACAAGAAUGUUUUAUUUUUUUUGUUAAUAAUGAAAACAAUACAUUACAUUAAAUGAUAAAAAUUUUAAUUCAUACAUAAUAUUAUUGCAUUGAAUAAUUAAUGAUUUGGAUAAAUUUUCAAACAACAAUGAAUUGUUAUAUACUUAUAUAGAUAGGUUAGGUUAGGUCGCUUGUCUGAGAUAACUGAAAUCACCUGAGAUACCUUCUAAUGUAAAGAAUAUUUCAUAGGAUAAUAUCUUUGAAAAUUUUAUUAAAAAUAGAGAAUACUAUACUUUAUUUUGACUGAUAUAAAUAAUAGUUAAUUAUAUGUAUUUCAACCUCUUCCCCCCACUAUUUUUCAGAACAUUUAGCUACUUUCUCUAGAUUUAAUCUCUAAAGUCUCUACACUUUGAUCUCAAAUUCAAGAAUUAGUUUUUUUCUGUAGGAGAAUGGAAUAAAAUGUUAGUUGAACUUUCAUAUGAACUUUAAGUUGUUGUAGGAGAAGUGUGGUGCUUUUGGUUUCAUACAGCUCAACAUUUCCCCUAUCAGGCCAGGGGUAUGAUGCUAUUUUUAAUAUGCAUAAUGCAAAUAUCAAUGUUUUGCAUUAAAUAGAUUUUGUUGUCAAGGAUGUGUCUUUAGAAGGUUUUAACUUUCAAUCUCACUGUCUGUUUGUAUUUUACCAAAAACCUCAAGAACUGUAUUAACUAUUUUGACAAAAAUGUUUAAUUUAAUUUCUUAUUAUUAUGGAAAAAAAAAAACAGAAUAUUGUAACAAGUCAACUAAGAGGUUAGGUAGGUACUCAACAUUUGUGUGGAGCUCUACUACUUUUUUUUAAAACCACUUAACAUUUGUAUUUUUGGUAUUUAUCUCAAUGCCAUUCGGGAGCAGUUCAUAUUUUCAAAUGAAGAGUGUUAGAAAAGUUAUUUGUUCCAAUAGCAAUGUAAUAGAAAAUUUAUUUGUCUUAAUAGAUAUGAAUGAAAUAAUCUAUUUUAUAUAAUACAGUGUUUUUUUUCUUUUAUCAUGAAUCAACAAUUUUGUUAGAGGAUUUUAAGUGAAUUUGUUUUUUUUAAAUCAUUUUUUAAUUUUUACUCCCACUCCAUGCACCUUAAAUAAUUAUAUACUUUAAUUUUCAAAUACGAAUCCUCCUUUUUAAACACAGAUUGUAGUGGGGAAUAUUUUUCUACAAAAUAUGGGGGUUCCUAUUUGAAAAACAAAAGUAUCUAUAAACUUAUUUAAGGUAUAUGGAGUGGGGGUAUAAAUUAAAAAUUGUUUUAAAAUAAAGCUUAAUGAUUAAAAAAACAAAUUCAUUUGAAAUCCUCCAAGAAAAUUGUUGAUUUAUAAUAAAAAAACCAUGCU